This is a messenger RNA of Lemur catta (Ring-tailed lemur), 1171 nucleotides long. It is a transcript of the gene RIT1, whose product is annotated as Ras like without CAAX 1. Gene Ontology annotation, biological process: Ras protein signal transduction. Lineage: Eukaryota; Metazoa; Chordata; Mammalia; Primates; Lemuridae. Bases 214 to 864 code for a protein of 216 amino acids. The record is from RefSeq and is a predicted model, not a curated record. Gene Ontology annotation, cellular component: plasma membrane. The transcript is spliced from 6 exons. Gene Ontology annotation, molecular function: calmodulin binding; GTPase activity; GDP binding.
CCAUGGGCGUCACUGGCGGCUCCGCCCCUCCCAUCGGGAUGCGGGCGCCACUGGCGCCAUCUUACUCGGCCGCGGGAGGGGUCACAGGUCAGUGCUGGAGCCUCACCGCCGCCAGUGAAGGAAGACAAAGUGGGUGAUCGUACGACAGGCGGUGGCCUUCCUGUCCCGACGGGUGGCUUUUACUCAGGCAGCCCAAGGUUCCCAAAGAGGAAAAUGGAUUCUGGAACUCGCCCAGUUGGUAGCAGCCCUGCAGGGCUCUCACGGGAAUACAAACUAGUGAUGCUGGGUGCUGGUGGUGUGGGGAAGAGUGCCAUGACCAUGCAGUUCAUCAGCCACCGAUUCCCAGAAGAUCAUGACCCCACCAUUGAAGAUGCUUAUAAGAUCCGGAUCCGUAUUGAUGAUGAGCCUGCCAAUCUGGACAUUUUGGAUACAGCUGGACAGGCAGAGUUUACAGCUAUGCGGGACCAGUAUAUGAGGGCAGGAGAAGGGUUUAUCAUCUGUUAUUCUAUCACUGAUCGUCGAAGUUUCCAUGAAGUUCGUGAGUUUAAACAGCUUAUUUAUCGAGUUCGACGUACUGAUGAUACACCUGUGGUUCUUGUGGGAAACAAGUCUGACUUAAAAGAGCUAAGACAGGUCACCAAGGAAGAAGGAUUGGCUUUGGCCCGAGAAUUCAGCUGUCCCUUUUUUGAGACAUCUGCUGCAUAUCGCUACUACAUUGAUGAUGUUUUCCAUGCCCUUGUCCGUGAGAUACGUAGAAAAGAAAAGGAGGCAGUACUGGCCAUAGAGAAAAAAUCUAAGCCCAAAAACAGUGUAUGGAAGAGGCUAAAAUCACCAUUCCGGAAGAAGAAAGAUUCAGUAACUUGAAGCGAAGAUGUGAAGUGUUUAUCUGUGAACUGCAAUGCCUAAUCAAAGCAGUCCAGUAACCUGCAGUAGUGAGCAUGGUGCUUGCUCUUUCUCCUGUUAUGACCAUUAUUUUAAAAGUAACUGAUAAGAGGGACAUGCCUACUAGGAGUUUUUAAUGAUGUGGCAUUUAAAAUAUUGUCUCAAUUAAUUUUGACUUAUUAGCCUGGCGGAGCACUAUCUUCUUUUAAAUUGUCACAUUUGAAUUUGGUCUACCAAUGUUUUGGUUUCUGUUGCUGAUAUUAUUGUAAAUUGUUUGUACCCAGGAGAA